Molecule: messenger RNA, 1269 nt
Organism: Prosopis cineraria
Lineage: Eukaryota; Viridiplantae; Streptophyta; Magnoliopsida; Fabales; Fabaceae
Product: transcription factor MYB106-like
Exons: 3
Coding region: 1-1209 (402 amino acids)
Source: RefSeq, a predicted model, not a curated record
AUGGGUAGGUCACCUUGUUGUGAGAAAGUGGGGUUGAAGAAAGGGCCAUGGACUCCUGAGGAAGACCAGAAGCUCAUCUCUUACAUUGAACAACAUGGCCAUGGAAGCUGGCGUGCUUUGCCUUCCAAAGCUGGACUUGAGAGAUGUGGAAAAAGUUGCAGACUGAGGUGGACGAAUUAUCUGAGACCUGAUAUCAAACGAGGAAAGUUCAGUUUGCAGGAAGAGAGAACCAUUAUUCAACUUCAUGCUCUUCUUGGAAACAGAUGGUCAGCCAUAGCAGCUCACUUGCCCAAGAGAACAGACAAUGAGAUUAAGAAUUACUGGAACACUCAUCUCAAGAAGCGGCUUGACCGAAUGGGAAUCGACCCGGCUACGCACCGGCCUAAGCUUGACACCACCGGCGUUGGCUUGGCUAGCUCCAGCCUCAGCCACAUGGCUCAGUGGGAGAGUGCCCGGCUUGAGGCCGAAGCCAGACUAGUGAGAGAGUCCAAGCUCCAGCUCGGCUCAUGCCCAUCUUUCCCCAGCUCCCCUCAACCGGCGGCUCGACUCGUCCUCAACAAAAUCUCGGCUCGGCCGUCGGUGCCGCCAUGCCUUGACGUGCUCAAAGCAUGGCAGAAUUCAUGGUCAUUGCCGACUAGUACUACUACAGCGGAAGACAAAAACACCAGAAUGCAUAACAUGUACGCCUUGAUGCUCUCCGCCGCCGCCGACGACCUCGAGUCGCCGACGUCCACCUUGACCUUCCCGGAACCCAUGUUACCAACUAGCUCCACCACCGUAGGAUUAUUACCCAAUGAAAAAGUCAUCAUCCCUCCGGCCACCACGACCACCACCACCACAACGGUUAGUUCUAUCUCCGCCGCAGGAAUCGAACCAUGGGGCUGUUUUCCUUUGCCGGAGGAGAACCACGACAUGGCGAUGAUCAUCGGAGAAAGAAGAACAGAAACUUUGCAAGACGACGACAUUAUGGUGGCAGUGGAGGCAUUUAUGGCAGAAAGGUUCAAGAAUGUAGAAGCCAAUUUACCAGAAGGUAUGAACUGUACUAAAGAUAAUGAUGAUGAUGAUGUGCUUGUUUUCGAAUCCAACGAGAGUCUGGGCAACUUGGGGUUCGUGGAUAUUAAUGGCGAAAGCAUGAUUUGCGGAAACACAAACUUUGAGGAAACGAAGAAUCAUUACUGGAAUAGUAUGUGUAGUACCCAAGCUUGGUGAUUGAUUCGCUUACAAGCUAUCUAGUUCUUCAUCACUGUUCGCCAUUUGGACUCAUCAUGC